AGACCAUCCAACCAUCCAUCAUUCUGAUUAAAACAUACAUUUGACUUCAUUCUUUCGGCGACGGGAUGGUUUCCCAGUAUUUCUGAGUGAACACGACUAAGGUGCUCACGCGAUGGGGCGCCGAGCGUAUUUGAAUCGACUGGCUUUGGGGCGAUCACCUUAUGAGGCUCCUGAUCGUCCCUCAGGCUCUGCGGCAAAUCAUGAACCUGCUUCUCAGAGGCGGGUAUCGGCUCUGCAUGCGGAUGACUAUGUCCAGAAUUAUGAUGAGAGGGGCCAUCCCAUUAAUCUAGAGUCUAAGUCCUUUGGCAGAGAGCUCAGAAGAGCUAAAAAUGACAUCCUUUCCACAAUGGGAAUUGUCGUCAAUGAAGAGGGUAACAUAGGUGGCCCCACGGAACAACAAAAGAUGGACAUAAUCGCGGCCGAGAAUGACUAUGGCUUGGUCAUGGCUACUCUAGACCAGAUCUCAGUCUUUCUUGGUUCAUGGUGGACUUCAUCACUAAUGGGCCGGAUCCUGACUUUCAGAAGUUACACGCAUGUCCCGUUGCUCAGCAUAAUACAUCUAGAGCGCAAUAAUCAUGGGAUUAUGGGCUUCUACUUUGCCGGCAUCCCAGCUUGGGCAGUCUCAACAUGUUUAUCUUUUCUUCGACAUCAUCCCUUGGAUCGCUUAAUUGCAACCUGUCAGAAUCUGUUCCCGAAUGAUAAUGUGCUGUCGAGGCUCGUACGGGCUUCUCUGAACAUCUUACAAUCAGCAACCCGAGGAAGUCUACUUGUUCUAGCUAUACAGACUUACAUGUACUCCUUGUUGCAGUCGCUUCACCUCGUUCACCCUUACUCUUUACUAGGGCUAAAGCCUCUUCUACCUUUUGGGGAGCAUGCUUUGAUGCAGCUUCCUAUGCUACCGAGUGAUUACUCGUGUGGUUCUUUGGCUGGGUUUCUUGCAAAUGUCCUAAGAACACCCUCGCUUCUUGUUUAUGUCUACGUGUAUCUGCGCCCAGUCGUCGAGAUCAGACUCUAUCGCCUGAUUCGUCGAAGAUUACCGAAGCCCAUUUACGCAGACGAUCUCUCGGUUAAAGUGGCAUAUGAUAAUGAUCUUGUUGACUGGAUGAUGCCAGCUCUUGGUCGUCGAGCUGAUGAAGAAAACCGUCGCAGUAGCCUUUCCUUCAUGGAAGACUUGACCUACGAAGUCGACUUCUUUCGGUCGUGGAUCCUGUCCUGGUUUGGUUUUAAGACACAGCAGGCAGCACCAAGCUCAGAACAGACGCCAGAAGCCCACCGUGAGAUAGCACAAAUGGGGACAGGCGCACCAGGCAUUGAACAGUCACAGGAGGAGCGUCAAACGCUUGUCGGACCGCAGGGAGGACAUGAGCUGGGAAUUCAUCCUCCGUCAGAACAAUCGCAGCGGCUUAGCGCUCCUCAAUCUGAUGGUCGUUCAGGUACCGGCGGCACUCUAGGCACAGGUGUCAUCUUCAGCGAGAGUCAAGUACUUCCAAAUGAGGAGAAUAGAAUGUCUCAGUCUCCGACAGAAAUGAGCAGCGGUGAUUACGCGGACAUGGCGCCAUUGCGACGGGCGAUGGCCAUACCCACCGAAGAUGGACAGAACGGUCGGCUUGUGCAAGGAGGCGAUAAUGCUACUGAGACUCAAAGGAUCUCGCGGUCGAACACGCUUUUUUCCCGGCCUUCAUCACCCGCUACCUCUUCCCCGGCUUCGCCUCUCGUGCGUGCUUCACUAAUACAUCAAAACUCCGAUGUGAUCACGAUGCAGCUAGAGGUUCUAGGAAACCGACAUAGGCAAAACCCUGGCGCAGAGGAACCGCGAGUCAAUGGCGAACUUGGGCAGCCGCCCUCGAAUGGAGAGCUAGUUGAUGACCAGGCAAUCUCAAACAUGCUUGACGAUCUGCUGGCCAACCAAGGCUCGAAUUUAGCCACAAUUGUCAAUUCAGAAGCCGUAGACAGCGACGGACUUUCUAAUUUAACCCGAGGUAUAUCUCCAGGAUCUGCAGAAACUGGUGCGGUUUCUGCACUGCCGAAUUCUCAAACACAAGGUCCGGGAACAGAACCGCGCCCUGUUGGAAUUCCCACAUCGAAUCCUCGAAAUGCUUUACCGAAUAGCACGGGGUUGCCGAACCAGACGGCUACGCAUCAGCGAAUCUCGGAAGCAGCCCAAGCGUCUACCAACAACAACAGCUCUGGAACACCUCCGCACGCCUCUGAUGACAGAGCACCACAAACUUCAUCAGCCGACCCUCACCCUACGGCCCAUCGUGUCACCAUACUAUCGUCCCAUCCGAUCGAUUCCCUAGCCUCCCAUCUAGCUUCUAUAAUCACGACCGUGAUGUUCAUUCCCCUCGAGUCUCUCUAUCUUCGCUCACUUGCUUCUUCUUAUUUGUCAGCCACAGGCGCACCAGCUGCUCUCCGGUCAGAUGUUCACAGCAUGGGGCUCUGGGGAAAUGGCAGCUCACUUUCCAAUACCCUUGCGUAUUUUGGUAAAGUUGCGUUGAUGAUGGGAGUGCAAACAGCCGUAAAUGCCAGCGUAUGGGGUAUCAUCUCCGGUGCUGCAAUCAGAAUUGGAAGGAAGUUCUGUGGAUGGGGAUCAUUAUGAACACACCUACUACAGUCUGCAAAGCUUUCCCUGAAUACCAAGCAUUCUGGCUCUUAUGCUCGGAUACGGCUUUCUAUCUCCUGUACCUAGUAUAUAUGCAGUAUCUAUGCAUGAGCGAGCCCGCAUAUCACUCACCAAUUUGGUACAGUCUGUUUGGUAGCUUUUUCGGAC
This is a messenger RNA of Aspergillus homomorphus CBS 101889, 2770 nucleotides long. RefSeq lists its product as uncharacterized. The coding region runs from base 113 to 2599 and encodes 828 amino acids. The transcript has 4 exons. Lineage: Eukaryota; Fungi; Ascomycota; Eurotiomycetes; Eurotiales; Aspergillaceae. The record is from RefSeq and is a predicted model, not a curated record.